AUGCCGUUCGGUCUCUUCGAGCACCGCUUCACGCGCAGUCCCUUCGCCAACGCGGUGCCCCUCACGGGCACAGACAAGGUGGCGGGCCUGGACCAGCUGGAGCGGCUGGCUCGCCAGAGGCGCAGCGUGCGCACCCGCUACAAAAGGUUCCAGGGGCCUUAUCUGGAGUACACAUCACUGGAGGACUUAAGAAGAGGCCCCAGGAAUUGGCAGGAGUUCUGGAAUUGCGAUCCACGGGACAUGGGCCUCUCGUCUUACUCAGUUCCUGGAUCACUGGACGCUCUGGCCGAGAGGACCGAAGAGAAUGUUACUUACUUUUUGGUACAACAUCGUACAACUGUUGCUUGUGAAGAGUGUCGAUAUGGUCUUGAACUUGUGGUUGGAGUUUACACCAGUGACAAAAAUGAGUAG
Messenger RNA from Ostreobium quekettii, 411 nucleotides. Lineage: Eukaryota; Viridiplantae; Chlorophyta; Ulvophyceae; Bryopsidales; Ostreobiaceae. The record is from the annotation of a GenBank genome assembly.